AUGGGCCGUAGGCGGCAACGGUGUAGAUUCUGUGGUGUUGUAAGGCGCGCUCGCGCAGGCCGAGCAGGCGGGCCCGGACGCCUCGGGCGCAUCUUCUGCGGCGCGGGCGGGAGGGGGAGGCGCGCAGACCGCGACCAGCCGCAGCAGCGCCACACACCACCACCAGAGCACGGCGGCCAGCGCGCGGGCAACGUGCCCUACGCGGCCCGGGGCCCUUUCGCGACCGAAGUACGCACACCGUGGUCGCGCAGCUCACUUCUCCUCGCUAUCUCCGACAGUGCAUGCAGAGGCGCGGGUGGCAGAUGGUACGCGACGCGGGAGCGCGCGCGCGGCCACACGGCGACUGCGGCGCUCUUCCCGAUAGCGUACGACCGCACCCGAACACUAUUUCGGGAGCGACGCUCCGCACCGCUGCUGCCGCCCGCCCGUCGUGCGCUGCCAAUUUUACGCGAAAUUGCGGGCGGGCGGUGA
Messenger RNA from Leptosia nina, 471 nucleotides. The record is from the annotation of a GenBank genome assembly. Lineage: Eukaryota; Metazoa; Arthropoda; Insecta; Lepidoptera; Pieridae.